AUGACAAACUCUACACCUCCACCCCACCCCUCCACCUCAAAACCCAGAGUCAUCGUCGACCCGCAAACCCUCUCGCAGCGACGAACGACCCGCCCCCGGACCCAAGCCCAGAUCACAGAUAUCCGGCAGACGAAGCAGUACAAAGUCGCCGCUAGACGGUGGUUAUCGACUAUUGUGGCGCUGCCGAUAUUUCUGUACACGUCGUGGGUGUUGUAUGACCGGACGUAUGGGAAUAGUAAACCGAAGCGGUUGGGGAGACCGUCUACGGAGGAGAAGGAGAAGGAGAAGGAAUAG
Messenger RNA from Aspergillus udagawae, 294 nucleotides. RefSeq lists its product as uncharacterized. The record is from RefSeq and is a predicted model, not a curated record. The transcript has 3 exons. The coding region runs from base 1 to 294 and encodes 97 amino acids. NCBI's taxonomy places the organism in Eukaryota, Fungi, Ascomycota, Eurotiomycetes, Eurotiales, Aspergillaceae.